AUGUCUGAGAAGGAAAUCAAGUACACAAUUGUGCCCUCGGACGAUCUUAAGGAAGAAGCUAUACCAGAUUCUGGUUUUAAUCCUGCUGGUGAACCCAAGCGCUGCGGAAAACGUUGCUGUCUCCGGAAGACCUGGAGGAGGGCUUUAGCUUUUAUUCUUUGUGCCGUCCUAAUUGGACAUCUUGUUUAUGCCGGAGUAUUCCAUUUCUUGUUUAGGAUUUUUGGCACCCCUGGUUCGUGCACGCCUUCCAUUAAAUUAGAAGGGAAGAAUGAGUACUUGUUCGAACCAUCUGAUGUCGAGGGUUUAAUUUUCAGCGUCAAAGGAUUUUCAUCACAAGGGAGUGUUAUUAUUCGUGAAGAUCCUUGGGCUCAGCAUUACAUAAAUGUAACGAAUACGAUUUAUGUCUCGGAAGAUUCUCUUCAAGAUGAAGUCAGAGUAGAAUCAUCCAUAAUCGACAAGGAUGCUACUAUUAAUAUCGUAACUCCGUCCUUUGAUGUAGGGAACAAAUGCGUUCGCGUUGACACCGUCAUUACAUUCCCAUCGAAAGUCAAGUACUUCAGAUCAUUAGCGGUUGAUGUACCUAAUUCUUGGAUCGCUACUGAACGAUUAAACAAUAUCGAUUUUGCGUUUGUCAACCUUAAGACGGCUAAUGGUCAUAUAUUCGCUGACAAACUUUCGUUCACCGAGGGCGAAAUUGCAACUGUAAACGGCAAUAUUCGCGGUCAUUAUGCUGUAGCUGAAAAAUUGGAGAUCAAGAACGUUAAUGGUAUCGUUGAUGUCGAACCCCGUGUUCAUCCAUGGGCAGACAAUGUUGCUAUCGAUAUUCGCUCUGUGAAUGGACACAUUGACGCUCAUGUGCGUGACCUGAGUGAAAACCAAGUCGUUAAAUUCAAGGCUCAUUCUGUCAACGGGGGUAUUAUUAUCACUAUUUCUGAUUCAUUCAAGGGCAGAUUUGUCGCCAAGACAUUUGUCGGAUUUGCUAACGUUGAAGGCAAAGAUAUCACGUUCGAAACAAACAGAAGAACGUACAAGAGUGGCACCAAAGGUUUAGAGAUCGACGAUAGGGAUAAUGAUGAUGACGACGAUGUGUCCAGCGCCACUUUGGAAGCAUAUACAGGAUCGGUUGAGCUGUAUUUUAAAUGA
Messenger RNA from Paraglomus occultum, 1143 nucleotides. The record is from the annotation of a GenBank genome assembly. NCBI's taxonomy places the organism in Eukaryota, Fungi, Glomeromycota, Glomeromycetes, Paraglomerales, Paraglomeraceae.